GGUACACCGAACCAAUACAAACAAAACACUGUCUACACAAUUGUACCUACUUAUAAGUAUCUAACUCGUAUACCUAUGUAGAUACAUAGGUUUUCGAUUCUAGAUAGAUCUCAUGUUGCUCCAGUCUAAUGGAGAUGCUGGAAAAAAGCAAGGAAUGAGCUUUUGAUGCGAAUCAAGUCUUGCUGGCACAUUGCCAAACUUUCGGCCAUUCACAACACACAAGUCUAUGGAAAUAAACAUCUAUGAAUAAAGUCCACGACUCCAGUAUCCUGUAAACUCGAUAGCACACUGUUGUGUUGUUUUAGAAAAAACGGUGUCUUAGGUAAUAUAAGACGUUUAUUACAUAUUAAAGCUGGCUCAUCAAUUUUGGAUUUCGUACCAUCCCCCCACAGCAGGGAAACACACCGCUAGCGAAGAUGAAACGCCUCCGAUUCCUGAAGAGGAGUUGGAACAACAAAAGCUUGAGCACGAACGGCAGAUGCAAAAGGAAAAAGAAUGUCAGGCCAGAGAAGCGGAGGAGGUGGCCCAGCUGGACAUAGAGCUUCUGCAUCAGAGGGCCAUCGAGGCAGAGGAGGAGCAAAAACGGGAGAUAGCGGAGGCGGUGGAGGAGUUGCGCGGCAUGAACACGUCAUGGUCGCACCACCGGCUGUGCGACCUGCAGCGGGCGGCGCGCUGGCGACACAGCCGCCCCUCCAUACCAGACACUUCGAGACCGCUCAGGAACCAUGCAAGCGUUCUGAAGAAGGCAUGCAGCGCGCAUCUCACAAAGCCGGAGUCCACACAGAGCAUCGCAGACAGUGACGGAAUAUUUAUCAAUCUCUCACGGUACCGAAGAUCUUCGCGAGAUGACGCGCUAAGCCUGGCGGCGGCGCCGGCGGCGGCGGCGCGGUCGUGGCGCGCGUCCACGAGUGACGUCAGCCCGAGCGACCCGCCCGAGAUGCAGCGAGCACCGUCGUGCCCCGGAUGCCGAGCUCCAAUCGCGUCCCUCGAUUGUAUGGACGAUUUUAGUGCGAACUCACAACAGAUGCUGGAUCAAGCCGGCGAAACAACCGUAUCUCGUCAUAUGUCUACGUACCUCGGAAACCAAACGACAAUGCCGUCUGUGGUGACUCCGGGGCUCCGGUACAAGAACCUGGGCAAGUCGGGGCUGCGCGUGCCCAACAUCGGCCUGGGGAUAUGGACGCUGCUCACGGACGACUCUUCCGAAGAUAUCGUCAUGACCGCUCUCGAGAAUGGCAUCAACUUGUUUGACCUCUCUGAGGCACACUGUGCCAGGGGCGAAGCAGAACUAGGCAGGAUUCUGAAAAAACGAAACGUAAGGAGGACCAGUAUAAUCAUAACAACUAAAAUAUACUGGAGCACCAAGAAUCCUAAUAACAGGUCGGAUGAGAGAGGCCUAUCCCGUAAACACAUCAUUGAGAGUGUAAAAGCUUCCCUAUCGAGGCUGCAACUGGAGUACAUUGAUGUGGUCUUGUUGCACAAGGUGGAUCCAGUGUGUCCGAUGGAAGAGCUAGUUCGUGCUAUGAACUUCGUGAUCAACCAAGGAUGGGUCAUGUACUGGGGAACUGCCCGCUGGUCUCCAACUGAGAUAAUGGACGCGUACACAAACUGCAGACAGUUCAACUGCGUGACUCCGAUCGUGGAACAGACCGAGUACCACAUGUUCUGCCGCGAGAAGCCCGAGCUCUACAUGCCCGAGCUGUACCACAAGAUCGGCGUCGGUGUAAUCUCUUCAAUAUCGCCAGGGAUGAUGGCUUGGUCCGCAAUAACUACUGGCAAAGGCCUGGGUCGUGAGGAGAUCACGGGUCUCUUUGCCAAGUCAAGGUUCAACAGAAAAUAUAGCACAUUCAGUUGGUGCGAAGAAGACGUCGCAGGAACCGAAUCAAAUCCCGUGCAGGUGCGAAGCUCAGGCAGUAAGGAGCAGGUGACUGGCGAGGAGAUACAGCGCACAUACGGAGACAAACUCAGAGAUCUGUCUAACUUGGCAGAUUCACUAAAUUGCUCCAUGAGCCAACUGGCGGUGGCUUGGUGCCUGAAGAACGAGUCAGUAAACUGUCUCCUGCUGGGCGCCACCAGUGUCGACCAGUUCAAGGAAAACAUACAUGCUCUGCAGAUCGUCCCGCAGCUGACGGCCACCGUGAUGACGGAGAUUGAGCGUCUGCUGGGCAACAAGCCGGCGCGCCCGCCCAUGGUGUCCACACUGGCCAUGCGCAACCAGCAGAACAACAGCAGCACCACCGUCCGCGUCGACAUGACCGGAACGGCGACUUCUGAGACUGAUCCGAAGCCCGAGUGCUCGACAUCAGUCGAGGUAGUGGAGCGGGGCGAGGACGCGGUCGCGUCGGGCUCGGGCACGGCCCCCGCCGUCGCCCCCGCCCCCGCUCCCGCUCCCGCUCCCGCCGUCGCCCCCGCCCCUCUCUCCGUCUUCUACCGAAGUGGCGCGACCACAUCGGGCACCGGGACUCCGAAGCCGGAGGCAGUCGAGGCGGCCCUUGAGCCCGAGGUGGCCACUCCCUCCAAGGAGCCCGGGCGGGCUUUUUGUGAGAUCCAGUGACCGUGGUGGCGCGGAAGCACUGACUCUGCUUCCAAGUCUAGUAAAUCAAAGGAAUCACUCAAGGAAAACAAGCCGAAAUUCUUUUUGAACAACGCAGGCGAAGUUAUCCAACGAACCGAACAAGAUGGAGUUUCGACAGAUGUAGUGAUCUCAGUGUCAUCGCUUAAAGGGAAGAAGACAUCACGCGCCGGGAAGUCACUAGGUAAAUAAGAAGACGAAGCCUUUAAAUAGUGCGACGUAACGUAGGUGUAUAUCUACUUAGAACUCUGUAGAUCCAUGUAGAACUUCUAGUUUAUGAAUCUAUUAUAGCUAUCAUCAUCCAAAAAUAGUAUAUCAUAAAAAUGUGUCUAAAAUGUUAUGAAUGUACAUAGGUAGUGAAAAAUAUAUUUAGAUACUUAUCAAUUAAAAUAUUAUGUCAACGUUAUAUUAAUAUACAUAUGCCUAUGUCAAAACAAAAAUUUCAUCGUAGAACAUAAACAGAGCUAUAGUAGGACACAACUUCGAGAUAGAAUCAUGCACAAUUUUAAAUUAAUGAAUUGAUUCCUUUGGUAAAACUGACUGAGAAAGCUGUUGAGUCCUUUUUAUAUUUUCUUUAAGUACUUUCAUUAUCUUUCUAUACUCACUAUUUUAAACAGUAUUCCGCUUAACUCCGCUUAGUAAUCAUGCUGUCUAGUAUUAAUUACAUCAUAAUCAUCCUUCACCAUAGCAUAGGUGUUAGGUAAGCCUUAACAAGUCUUCAAUGAGAAAAGUUAAAGUAUAGGUACAAUGAACUAAAGGUGGAACCAUGUCUGAAUCAUGAGAUGAAUCAAACACAUAGAUAGGUAUAUAGAUAGGUAUGUGGCUAUGUAGUCAUGCGGGUAUAUAGUUGGGUAUCGCAGCUCUCUGCACUCGACUCGUUGGCAUCUAUUGUCAUCCAUUUAUAUUAGCAGAUAAAGUUAGGGACAUCAAUUGAUGCCGAUCGCUCUUAGAGCCUUUUAUGUCAUGGAUGUUUUUUGUCGAUGUUUAUUCGUGUCUCUCUAGUAGUCUAGAGUAAAUAUUAUUAUGAUGAUCAAGUGAUGAGGAUAAUAUUAUACUUACUUACAUAUUAUAUGUCUGUUUAAAUAAAUGUCUAAUUAUUACUAAAGGUACUUCAUGAAUAUAAAUAAAAUUCCAUAUAAAUUCAAAAGAAUUUCUUGAUGUUCUUAGAUUAAACCUACUAAACCGUAUUUUUGUCUACCUUAUAUAACAUUUUGUAUCCAUAGUAACUAUAGCAAAAUUUUCAAAAUUAUACGAGUAGUACCAAACAUUUAAAGAAAAUUAAUGUUGUAUUCAAAUCGAUGUCUUUAAUAUAAUUAUUAUUGUAAUACUUAUUAUACUCAGUAGAAAUUUAAUCAUUCAUAUUUGUUAGAUUUAAUAAGACAUUUCGGAGUCAUUGUACCUGAAUAUUUUGGUUAGAUGAAACACCUCUGUCUAUGUUAACAGAGUAGGUAUUACUCAAAAAAAUAUGUUUAAAAUAAGCUUCCUAAUUCAUCCUCAUUCUAGUCGUAAGUUUAAAAUAUCAAAUCACUCUAGUUUGUUACCCUCGCUAAGCGAGCACUCUAAAGCUAAGGCAUAAAAUAUAUUUAUUCAUGGAUUAAAUAAAUUGUGACUAAGUCAACA
Messenger RNA from Plutella xylostella (diamondback moth), 4192 nucleotides. It is a transcript of the gene Hk, whose product is annotated as potassium voltage-gated channel subfamily A regulatory beta subunit hyperkinetic. Gene Ontology annotation, molecular function: transmembrane transporter binding; voltage-gated potassium channel activity; symporter activity. The record is from RefSeq and is a predicted model, not a curated record. Gene Ontology annotation, biological process: potassium ion transport; transmembrane transport; regulation of potassium ion transmembrane transport. Gene Ontology annotation, cellular component: membrane; voltage-gated potassium channel complex; cytoplasm. NCBI's taxonomy places the organism in Eukaryota, Metazoa, Arthropoda, Insecta, Lepidoptera, Plutellidae.